Molecule: messenger RNA, 420 nt
Organism: Paramuricea clavata
Lineage: Eukaryota; Metazoa; Cnidaria; Anthozoa; Malacalcyonacea; Plexauridae
Source: the annotation of a GenBank genome assembly
AUGGAUAGUGGUAAAAUAAACUGCAUAGUCUUUCUUGAUGUUAGAAAUGCCUUCGACUCCAUAAAUCAUGAAAUCCUGAUUGAUAAAAUGCGUAAUUUUUUCGGAGCAACAGGAAAGCAACUAAGAUCGUUCGAAUCAUACCUGAAUAACAGAGUUCAACAAUGUCUUAUAAACGGACAACUAUCGAGCCCAAAAAAGAUAAUAUGCGGAGUUCAACAGGGGUCCAUCCUUGGUCCUCUAUUAUUUUUAUUAUACAUAAAUGAUAUUGCUGAUUCGUUAAGUCACUUAACUCCUUCACUGUAUGCUGAUGACACGGAAAUUUAUGCAUCUUCUAAUGACUGCGCUGACCUUGUCGACAACGACGACAAGGUAAAUAUUGAUCUCGAAAACAUACCCAUGCAAAUGGAUGAUACACAAUAA